Patiria miniata (bat star) is the source of this 1093-nucleotide messenger RNA. Its product is annotated as 39S ribosomal protein L27, mitochondrial-like. Lineage: Eukaryota; Metazoa; Echinodermata; Asteroidea; Valvatida; Asterinidae. The record is from RefSeq and is a predicted model, not a curated record. Gene Ontology annotation, biological process: translation. Gene Ontology annotation, cellular component: mitochondrial large ribosomal subunit; ribosome. The transcript has 4 exons. Gene Ontology annotation, molecular function: structural constituent of ribosome. The coding region runs from base 87 to 563 and encodes 158 amino acids.
CCCCACCUCAGCACAUAUUAUUACUCAUCAAGUAAACGCAAGAUAAGGUCUCUGACUAGAGGUCAAAGGUCAACUAACAAAUCAUCAUGUUGGUCCGGCAGAUCUCGAAGCUUUUCAAAAGCCCUCUGAAAUCCAUUGAAAUUGGUUUAUGGUCAACGGCCUUAGAACAAGUCCGUCCGGCGUUGAGCCUAUGUGGUGUGAGAUGGGCAUCAAAGAAGGCUGGCAGCAGCAAGAGGAACCAUGGAGGCAAGAGCCCUGGCCAGAGACUGGGCCUCAAGAAGAAUGAAGGAUGUUAUGUGCAACCCGGUAUGAUUCUGGUCAGGCAGAAGAUGGCAUUCCGAUGGUACCCUGGGAACUUUGUUACGACAGGGCGUGACAGGACCCUAUCGGCCCAGGUGGCAGGUACCGUCUACUUCACCCAGGAGCGGUGGAACCCUAGACCAGACACGGAGUUUGGGAGAUCCGUCGCCCCUACGCUGUCAGACGAGGCAAUGACGAGGACAUUUGUGAACGUCAGGCCAGAGCCGGAAGUGGGGAACUUCAAACUCAAGGAACAGAUCUAACUUGGCUGUGGACGCUGUGGUUCGCUGUUAUCGACUCUGUGGAGAAACACAAGAUGACCCUUUGUGGUCGACCUCGAAAGGACUUUGAGGAUUUGCACAGUGGUUCGCGCAUGUGUUGCAUGGAGUUUCUCACUACCCAUGGUCAUCCUGAUGUGCACAGUGUCAUAGCGUGUCUUCGCGUGGUCCACAAGGACACACAUGAACAAUGGAGCUGAAAGUCUUCCAUCUCUCACAUGUAUUUCAUUAAUGGGUACUCUUGCCCAUGAAGCCUAUAAAUACGAGACUUGAUAAGCUGUUACAAAUUGUUUGUUUUUUUGUUUAAUUCAAUUCUUAUUUUAACUGGCCAGCCCAUUCAGUGGCAUCCACUGGCCUCCCAUGGGGCCUAGUAAACAAUAAAAAAAAUAAUAUUGGCUUCUUGUGUUCACUCAUGUCCGUCACGAAGUGAGGCUCCUGGCGCUCUUAUUAUUACCCUGGCUUUAGCACGGCUGCCAUUACGGCGCUCAAGCAUUGAAGGAAUUUCUUCCUACCAG